AGUGGGUGUGCUCCUCUGAGCCAUAAAGACAGGGCAUGCAGAUAGUAUGUGUGUGGCUUAGAGCGAUAGGCAGGUUUAGUUAAAGAAGUGAAACAAAACUUGAGUAGGAAGCAUGUUACGUAAUAGUUUCUUCACCCAGAUAAGUAGCUGAAGAGGAACUUUAACUCAACUGCUGUUCAAAGAGGAAUGAGACAGGAAUUGAAGGAAGGCCCAGAAAUAAAGGCAUUAGCAGCUGUUUCAAAGCAUCGGCGUUAUAGGAAGAGAGAGAGAGAGAGAGAGAGAGAGAGAGGGAGCAAGCAGCAGAGAAAGAGGCAGAGAGGAAGACAGCAGGAGUAGAAAACAAGAGAGGGGAGAGGCUGCUUUCAUUCAGUGCUAAGCCUGUUAGUCAUCUUACUGAAGGCUUCCAGCGUCAGCACAAUGGGAAAAUCAGCCUCGAAGCAGUUUGCUGGGGAGAUGCUGCAGUGCCAUAAUGACUACAGGAAGAAGCACCAGGCUCCUCCAAUGAAGCUGAGCAGCAAGUUAAGCAGAGAGGCUACCCGUUAUGCUGAAAGUCUGGCCAGUACACGGAUCCUAAAACACAGUGAAGCGUCCAGUAGAGGGAGCUGUGGAGAGAACCUUGCAUGGGCCUCCUAUGACCAGUCAGGAAAGGAUGUUGCAGACCGCUGGUAUGACGAAGUGAAACAGUACAACUUCAAUCGUUCCGGAUUCUCCUCUGCAACUGGCCAUUUCACAGCGAUGGUGUGGAAGAGCAGUAAUAAGCUGGGUGUCGGUAAGGCCACUGCAUCAGACGGGUCUUCCUUCGUGGUUGCCCGGUACUUCCCUGCUGGGAAUAUCACUAACCAGGGACACUUUGAAAACAACGUCCUCCCAGUUAAAACCACCACCUAAUGAUGUAUAAAUCCGCAACACUUGACAGGAGAGUCUGAGGUUAUCUACCUGUACUGCUAUGAAGAAUAGUCUGGAGAACACCAUUCCUUGCCAAGUAGAGAUCUGUACAAUCUUGUAUGGAUUUUGAAAGAUGAAAUACUCUGGUUUAAAAUAUGCUACAGUGUUUAGAAAAAAAAGAAGCACUUCUGUUUGACAUUGCUAACAAAACAUUCCCAGUGACCAUUUGGGUUGUUUAUUUGGUCAUUUACCUUGCCUGUGACAGUAUUUCAUUAAUUAAUGCAAAUACUUUUAUAUUUUCACACACUGAAAUACAUCAUAGCCUCACAUCUGUAUUUGAUGAAGAAUGGGAGCUAAGUCAGUCAAAGGGAGAGGCUUUACGCAUUUACAUGUCAUUGCUUGUAAUUUAAAGCUGGUGCCUCAACAUUCUUGUUAUAUGUUUGUGUUAUUGCCACAACCUGCCAAAGCAGAACCCUGCAGUCCCAAUAAUGUGUUUUUUAUUCUAAUCAGUUUUGUACAAUAAAGUUGAUAGAUUGUCAGAAAUGCAUUUGGCAUCUGUCUCUGCA
Molecule: messenger RNA, 1451 nt
Organism: Anoplopoma fimbria (sablefish)
Lineage: Eukaryota; Metazoa; Chordata; Actinopteri; Perciformes; Anoplopomatidae
Gene: glipr2l
Product: GLI pathogenesis-related 2, like
Exons: 5
Coding region: 418-888 (156 amino acids)
Cellular component (GO): extracellular region
Source: RefSeq, a predicted model, not a curated record